CACUCGGGCUCCCGUAGAAAAACACCGUGACGUGGAUGAGGUCUUAAGAAGCAUCAGGAUAAUCCACGUAACGGUCCACCAUCAUCAUCCUCUUCAUCCGCUGAACCGUGAGCCAUGGCCGCACAGAAGAUCAACGAGGCGCACGAUCACAUCACCAAAGCGGAGAAAUGUCUAAAGACCAGCAUGACCAAGUGGAAACCAGACUAUGAUGGAGCAGCAUCAGAGAUGGCAAAAGCAGCGGUGGCUUUUAAAAAUGCCAAGCAGUUCGAGCAAGCAAAGGAUGCGUAUCUCAAAGAGGCGGAAUAUCACACAGAAAACAAAACACUCUUUCAUGCAGCCAAGGCGUAUGAACAAGCAGGCAUGAUGUUAAAGGACAUGAAGAGAAUGCCGGAAGCCAUUCAGCUGAUAGAGAAGGCCAGUGUGAUGUAUGUAGAGAACGGGACGUCUGGAACUGCAGGGAUAGCAUUAGACAGGGCAGGAAAACUCAUCGAGUCGGUGGAUCUGGAGAAAGCUGUGGAUUUGUACAAGAAAGCUGCUUCGGUGUUUGAGAAUGAAGACCGUCUCCGGGAGGCUGCAGAGCUUCUGGGUAAAGCCUCCAGGCUUCUGGUUCGACUGCGCAGGUUGGAUGAAGCUGCCAUGUCCAUUCAGAAGGAGAAGAACAUGUACAAGGAGAUUGAGAACUAUCCCACCUGCUUUAAGAAAACCAUCGCUCAAGUUCUGGUGCAUCUACACAGAGGAGAUUUCGUAGCAGCAGAUAAGUGUGUCAGAGAAAGUUACAGUCUCCCAGGGUUCAGUGGGAGCGAGGACUGCGUUGCUAUGGAGACAUUACUGGCAGCCUUUGAUGAGCAGGAUGAGGAUGGGGUGAACCGUGUGUGUAACUUGCCUUUACUCAAGUACAUGGACAAUGAUUACGCCAAGUUGGCCAUCUCUCUAAAGGUCCCGGGAGGAGGUGGAGGAAAGAAGAAGAAAACUCCUGCAGCUCCUCAAGGAGGGAGCACAGCGCCACCACCAGCCGAGGAGGAGGAGGAUUAUGAGGGAGGUUUGUGUUAAUGGAACAACGUGCGUGUGUUUGUGUGUGUGUAAAUGGACAUAUAAGUGUUUUCUCUUUUUAUCCAAUGUGGAAUCAAAUCCUGGUUAUGAUGAAUUCUGUUCCGGUGUGUUCUGUGUGUUUACAAAUGAAAUGAAGUUGUGGACUUCCAUGACAAGGUGCAUUUGGUCAUUUUUUCCCUCAUUGUUUUAAGAAAAUCAGUAGUACUUUUAAAGUCUGUUAAAAAUUAUGUAUAAACAAUUAUAUAUGAUAUUAUAUUUGCAUGGAGCGGGUCAACCCACAAAAAUACUGAGUGCACUUUUAACAGUGUUAUUUCUGAAACCACAAGCUGCACCAAACUGCAAAAUAGAAGGGAUGUAACAAUAUUAACGAUAUCGUGUUAUCGCAAUAGCAAAAUUGUCCCAAUAUUAUCGUGGUCACCUGACUGUGUGAAACGAUAGGUCUUCACGGCCUAACAUAGAGAAUGUUAGAAAAAAUUAUAGAUCUGGUGCAAUUAUUUUAUUAUAUAACAGGGAUUUUUAGGUCAUGAUUUGGCCAUCUCAUACUAUAACUCAUACCUCUAAGCAACAGUUAUGAUUAGAGGAUAAAGAAAAGAGGAUGAUUUGUCAUUUUAAAUGUCGCAAUAAAUAUUGCACCAUGGACUUUAUACCGAGGUAUUAUCGUACAGUGAGAUUUUGAUAUUGUUGCAUCCCUACAAAAUUGUCAAAUAAAAACAAAUCGUGCCGCUCCAAAUCAACCAAAUGUUAUGUCCAUCAAGACUGCAGUACCGUUUCUCUUUAGUCUUAAACAAUAAAUGAAAAGCACUAGAGCUGUUUAAUGUAUAUACAGUAUGUUGAAUUUGUUAUGAGAGAUAAUGAGAUGUUUUACUGUUUUACUCUGAUAUGAAAGGUGUAGUUGUGUGUACAUACUGGCUUUAUGGUUUAUUUUUAUUUGUGCACAGUCUGUGAUGUCGAGUGAUGUCCGAUCAUUUAUACAAUUUGUAAAAGAAUAUUUAAUUGUCCAUCAUUGUACAUUAAUUUAUUCUGUGUGUCGAAAUGUAAUGUAGUUGUUCUGGGUGACGUACAAUGCUCAGUUUCCAAACACACCAUCAGACGGAAGAAAAGAAUCUUGAAUAAAUCACGAUACACUGUUUUGUCAUCGUCUGCUAUUAAAACUAUUUCCUGUUUGUUGAAUCUAGUGUCAUACGCCUUGUGUUUAAUCCAACACAGAUGAAUUAAAAAUGAACACAUUUCUCGACUUCAAAGAGGGAAACACCAUUUUCAACCUAUUAUGUCAAGUAAUUCAGGGCAGGAUUUGAAAGAUCAAAUAAACAUAUGAACAGAU
Molecule: messenger RNA, 2371 nt
Organism: Triplophysa rosa
Lineage: Eukaryota; Metazoa; Chordata; Actinopteri; Cypriniformes; Nemacheilidae
Gene: napgb
Product: N-ethylmaleimide-sensitive factor attachment protein, gamma b
Exons: 12
Coding region: 115-1050 (311 amino acids)
Biological process (GO): intracellular protein transport
Cellular component (GO): vacuolar membrane; SNARE complex
Molecular function (GO): syntaxin binding; soluble NSF attachment protein activity
Source: RefSeq, a predicted model, not a curated record